GGCCAAUCCAAGCGACCCGUACGGACCUCCGACAAGUUAUGUUUGCCGCAGUAGGAACGAGGCCAAUCACUACGAGUUGGUCGACGGCUCCCUGGACGUGGUGAGGGACAUCGCCGACUUCUACGGGCUCAGCCACGUGCCCGAGCCUCUGGUUGCAGAGUUCAACAUCAAGGGCCGGCUGACGCAGCUGAACCUCAUCAACGACUCGCUGCGCCGCCUGCUGCUGUGCCGCCUCGACCGCAAGGCCUCUCCGCUGUUGAUCUCCGUCGGCGUCCCGCUGUUCAAGCCGCUGCCCGACGGCUUCAUGACCGAGGUGGCGCUGCCGAGCAGGUGGCGGCCCGCCCUCGAGGGGGCGGCGCUGCUGGCGCCGCUGAUGGGCAGGAGAGCGCUGACUCUCGACCAGGCCACGCUGGACGGCCUACUCGCCACGCGGCGGGUCCCCAUGGACGAGCUGCGGCGCCUUGCGGAGUGCGGCGCGGUGCAGGGCCUGGAGAGCUGCGGCGGCCUCCUCUCGGGGGGCGCCUCGGCCGACCGCCUCUCGCGCAAGGACCCAGAGCUGGUGAACAGGAAGCUUGAUGAUCAGAGAAUUCGGGCAGCGGAUCAACGCGAGGACGACGGGGAUGUGGCCAAGUACAGUUCUUUCAAGUACAAAGUCGGCAGGGCGAUGCUGCAGCGGAGGGGGGGGGCCUUUGUAAUCGAGGCGGUGAACUAUACGGCGCUGGGCAUGGCAUUCGCAAACGACUGGGCCCGCGCGCUGACCGCCCAGGGCGCGCAGAUGGGAUUUACUUUGCGCCCGCGGCAAUUUAAUGGCGCGCGCAAUCUCCACGCGGGGCAACGGCACCAAGAAGAGCGGGAGAAGGUCAUCUCGGAGCACCAGCUAGCACUCGGCGAGAGCGAGUGCAUCUCGGCUCGCCAGGGCGCACCUCCAGCGAGGGACGGCGGGGCCCCGUCGCAGGCCCGCAGGAUUGCGGAGCAGAUCAACGCCACCGCCGAGCGCCUCGAGUGCAAGUUGGCCAUUCGAGGGCGCAGUCUCAGGCUGGCCGAGGUUGUCGAAGAUGUUCAGGCACUGGCGGGGAUCAGCGAGGACGUGGCGAACUGGUGCCCGCAGAGGCACCCCGACAUCUCCACGUUCCAAGCUGGCGCAAUGGGCGGCGAGGGAGAGGGCGCGGACCAGUGGGCAAUGGGCGCGGCCAGUGCCAAGGCAACGUGCGACUACGAGGAGUCUGUCGACGAGGGGCCCGACCUCAGAGGAGCCACCAGCGGACUCCUGCGCUUAGCCAUCCGAUCCGCGGCAGAGAUGCGAGAGAUGAGCCACCUUACCACGGACUUCUACUUCGCCCCAGUCAGCGCAUGGGCGUUUCGGAAGUCUCUCGCAGCUGGCCACUGCUACGGGGGCCUGGUCAGGGAGCGGGGCACGGGGCGUCUGCUCGGGCCACCAGGCAUUCACGCGGGAAUGGCGCCAAUGGAAGGCAUCUCAGAGGCAGCGACGGAAUUGGGGAAAGAGGGCGCUGCGUCGGUGGAAGCAUCUAUGGUCUUGGCGACCGACUCGUCGAACAACCUCUUGGUUUUGGUGGGCGGCAGCAACGCCUGCAGCCAGGCCGCGGUCACCGAGGCGAUCAAGCUGCGCAAGGUCAGCGAGAGCAACCAAGCUCGCAACGACGAGGAGCAGUUCUGGAAGGAGGGCAUGGGCAAUAUCCAGACCAGCACCAAGGCGACCCCAAACUUCCGAGCGGCGCCCCCGAAAGACGCGAACGAGGAGAUUCUGGAGAAGGUGGGCAAGCUCUCGGGCCACAGCUCGAAGGCAGCAGCGGGGGUGCUGAUCGCGUUCGUGGGCGGCAGGAAUCCCAGCCGGCGGCGCCCAAGACUGAGUUGGAGAGGACGCCCUCGCUUCGGGCUGCGUUGCCUCGCGCAGCGGGUUCGUGAUUGCGCCGCCGCGCCCGCGGCCGCUGAGGCUUCGAAGCUGACGCUCGCCGUCAGGCCAGGCCCAGAGUCCCUGCGCCGGAGCCCCCACGCGAGAGUCCAGGACGGAUCGGUGGAGAGCCAUGCGUGUUCCCGCUUCCUGGUGAUUCUCCUCCCCACAGACGCCGGCUUCUGGGCGCCGUGCGUGGUGACGGGCCUGGGGCUCGAGCUGUUCGCCAGCGCGGAAGAGCUCGGCUCCCCCGCGCCGGGCCUGCUGCCGCCCAAGGGCUUCGGCGUGCUGCUGGAGGGCCCAGGGUUCGUGGGCGUGGACAAGCCGUCAGGGCUGCGCACCGAGGACGUGCUGGACAGGCUCCGGCGCACACACGAGGGCGCCGAGCUGGUGUCCAGGCUCGACCGGGAGACCAGCGGCUGCCUCCUUGUGCCCGUGGCGCCGUCGUGCGCCGCCGUGCUCACGGCGCAGUUUGCUGGCCACACGGAUCCUAUACAGAGCGUGCACGGCUUCGGGAUGAUCCAGGUCACUCCUGCCCGGGGUCGCCCCCCGCGCGUGGCCGGCCAUCUGGCGCUCGUGUCGGGUGCCCCGCCCGAGUCUGGGACCGUGACGGCCCCGCUGGGGCUCGUGGAGGCGGGCGGGGGGUCGCGGUAUCGUGCCUACGUGGACGAGGGCGGGAAGGCGUCCGAGACGCGCUACCGCACGCUGUGGUCUGGUGGCGGGCUGGCGCUGGUGCAGGCGUCGCCGGUGACUGGCAGGACGCACCAGAUCCGGUGCCACAUGGCGCACGCCGGCUUCCCGCUGGUGGGCGACAAGAAGUACAGCGGCGUGCCAGCUCCAGCGUGGUGUGCCCGGUUGCCCCUGCAUUGCCUGCGGCUGCAGGCGAGGGACGAGGGCGGCGGCGCGAUCGAGCUCGAGGCGGGCGUCGGCGCGGCCCUGGCAGGGACGCGGAGCGCCGCGGCUCCGCAAACGUAG
Prorocentrum cordatum is the source of this 2884-nucleotide messenger RNA. The record is from the annotation of a GenBank genome assembly. NCBI's taxonomy places the organism in Eukaryota, Dinophyceae, Prorocentrales, Prorocentraceae.